UAGGAAUUCGAUAAACAAAUUUAGACUCUGCUUUGACUUUUUAUCGAAUAAUGGAAAAGUGGAAGAAACGCUUGAAGAAGACUUUGUCCAUAUCUAAGAGCUCGUCAAGCUCUUCGAGUUCAUCUUCAGAAUCGGACAGCGAAGAUAAAGCAGAAAAUGUCAAUGAACCGACUGCUUUGGAGGCUGCAUCCCUCCAGGAAAAGGCGUAAGAACUUUGUUGCUUAACAUUUAAAUCCUACCGUUUUUUGUAGGGUUUAUUGCAGUGUGCUUGUGUAUCUUUUCAUAGGCCUUCUGAAAGACCCUGGAGCAUUACACACUCCGAUAUUGAAAUCAAAAGGAAAUCUUCAAUUGAGAGGUAUUGAAACAGUUCUAUUCAAAAUGGCAAAAUAUUAUUAUUGUUAUGGUUAGAGUUUGCCCUUUAGCUUCUUCACCCUCUUCUUUUAUUUCUGGGAAUGCUGUGUGAAUAAUAUGCUAUUCCUCCUGAGGAGAUUAUAACUGACUUUCCAAGAAAAAUUUCAAUUUAAGUGAUAAAAUAUCUCGGAAUUUUGACUUAACAUGCUCACCAUUUACACAAACCACCCCGGUAGAAAUCUUGUGCAUAAAAAUUAAACUAUAAAGUUUGACGUGGUGGGAGAACUGAGAACGACCGUUGCGAGGUAUAUCCAAAUCAGCUUAACAGACUAAAAAUAGUAUAAAAAUUGUAUCGCCUCAAAGCACAGCCCAUAUUUUCUGAAGCUUCCUAAACGGAACGGCGCGAACCAUUUGAAUUUCCGUUGUUUCCAUGUAAAUGGUAAGUACCCUUAGUGUUUCCAUGUUCUUCCAUAAUUUGGUUCCUUCUCAGGUACUGAUGCAUGGAUUACGUACAACAAAAGAGACAAUACAACCAAACAAUAAAGCCCCCAGGAGAACUCUAUUGUUUGGUCCCUUUGUUUCUUUUGUGAUGACAGUACCUGCAGAAAGACCCCAUAAUUUGCCGUUUGUAAGAGACAAACAUGUAAAAUCCUUCCACUUCAUGUUCUUUUACUAAGUUCAACCAGAAGUAAACCUCCUGUUGCUUCAAGACAAAAGGUGAGGAACCGUGAUGGUGCAAGCAGUUUUGCUGAUGAGACAAUCGCAAGGACAGAAGUAGUACGCCCCCCUUGGCAAAUGCUGAAGACAAACGAUGCUCUUCCUCCCAGAGCACUGACUGUUACCUCAGUAACUCAGUCUCAUGACCUGCAGGUAAUAAACUGAGCUGUGAAGCUUUAGUUGGAAACAAGGUAUGAUUUCCAUAUAUUCCUGAAGUAAGUGUACAUUUAUUAUGCAUGCAUGUUUCGACUGUAUUCAUAUUAACGUUUUUAAGAAAAAGUGUGAAAUUGCUGCGUGCAUAAUAAAUUUACCGGGUUUAUAUGGAAAUCUUACUGGAUAUAACAAUAAAAUUAAAAUCACCUGGUGCCUUGAGAUUAAUUGGAUAAGUGCUGGUCUGCCAGCUGGUCUCCAGGCUAAAGGUUCAAACCCUGGUUGGACCAACACUCAGGCGGUCUUCAAAUAACUGAGGAGCUAUCUUUGUGUAGUGGAACCCUGAUAUAAUGAACCACUAUUAUUACAAAGUCCUUGGUAUAAUGCUCAAUUUUUUUUUAACCCAGUAAUAGUAAAAAUAUGAAAAAGAACUUCAAAAUAAUGAAACCUCGUUAUAGCGAACAAAUUUUACCGGUCCCUUGGCCCUUCGUUAUAGCGAGGUUCCACUGUAAUGACAUCUGCAAAUGGGUAGACUUUCUAGUCUUCUUGGAUAAGGACAAGAAAAGAUUAAAUUUGAUGGGAUAUAAAUUUAAGAACCUACACACUGUGUGGUGGUCCAUCUUGAAGUCACCUCUAUAUUAGGGAGCAAUUAUAAUGAUCACCUUUGGUAGUAAUGCAAAUUCAAAUUGUACUACCGAUGAAACAUUUCAUGUUUGCUUUAAUGAAAUAAAUUGUUAUAAAUAUGUAAUGUUCUGCAAAUCAAAUAAUAAAUUAAUGAUGGAUGUUUUUAUUUUUGAUCUAACUACUGCUUUUGUUUAGUUUUGAAAAGUGUUUUGUGGACUAAUAUUCAGUGACCCUCAGCUGCUGAUAUAAUUAGAAAAAUAUAAUUUUUUAUAAGUAUGCAUCAAAAAAAUAUUUUGCAGUUUUAUGACAAUUGAUUAGGAAUAUGGAUGUAUUUAAAACUAGUGUCUGCUGGAUUGUAUUUUAACCAGCACUAGAAGCCCCAGACUAAUUUUCAUAAUUAACUCAUUAAUAAAUUAUCAUAAUUGUCACCUGCUCAUCAUAAUGUAUCCAGGUUACCAAGAAGUAGAAGUUGCUUUAAUUUUAAAUGUGUAUAUGCCAAGGCUUAUGUGUUGGUUUAUAUUAGAGCCUAUCCAUCUGGUAUUCUGUAUUAAUCAAAAGGAAAUCAGUGAACAUUGAAAAGAUAUUUUUUUGAAAAUCUUGGCAAAUAUGGUAGAAGAAAAGUAUUUAUCAAAUGUUUCAUUGAGUGGAGGCUUGAAUGAAGAUUGUGAGGUAAAUUAUUCAACAUACUGUAUUUUACAUCUUUUUACUGACUAUGUUUUGUUACAUUUUUGUGAAAGGACGCAUAUAGUUAACAAGUUUUACCUCUUUUAGCUUAGUGGCUUAUAGCCAGAAAGGUUUAUGCUAUCGUCGGCAUUACAAUAAAUGAUGAUAAGGUCAUUUCUAUUGUUCUCAUACUUGCAGUAAUGCAUGACCUUUGGAACCGAAGGGACUGGGUUCGAUACCUUCUAUCUCCCCUUUUUUUUUACUCUGUCUUAUAAAACGUUGUUAUGACAAAGAGGAAUUUGAGAAUGAUUGUUCUUAGGGCUUUUUAAAAAGUUUAUAUGAGAUGUUAUGGUAAAAUCCAACUAGUGGUCUAUUAUCAAUGCUGUGUUCUGAUUGGUUUAGCUACUACUAGGCUAUAUGUUAUAGCCCACUAGUAGCGAAAAGCGGCGGCUUUGAAAACCAAAGCAAUGACGGCUGAAUCGCGUUUUUCCAUGCAGCUUAAGUUGUUUUGUCUCGAUAUUUUUGACCAACUAGUUGGAUUUUACUAAAACAAUAAUUGUUUUAGUAAAAUCCAACUAUUCCUCCGCCUUCAGCCUCAUGGGCUAUUGACUCAGACCCCAUUCGGGCUCGAGGAAUAAUUGUUAAUUAUGCUCCAUUAUUUUAAAAACGUAAGGUGUUUGUGUUCAUGAGGAAUAUCAAUGGUCUUUCAAAUAUGAUAUUACAGGGAAAGUACUUGUUCUGUUUUGACUUGUGGUGUUGGUUUAGUUAAAUUAAUUUCUUUGCUUUUUCUAUCCAUUCGUAAUUGCUUUUUGGUUUGAUUGAGUUGUACUGGUCAUGAAUAUUUUUUUAAUUGUUGGUAGUAUUGAACAUUGAAAAUCACAAUGUUUUACAAUUACCGUAGAAUCCCGGUUAUAAGCCCACCCGAUUAUAAGCCCACCUCUCUGCUAAUAGAAAUUUCCUCCCGGUUAUAAGCCCCCCCGGUUAUAAGCCCACCCGAUUAUAAGCCCACCUCUCUGCUAAUAGAAAUUUCCUCCUGGUUAUACCCCUGUUAUACCGGGUACCGUAUACAUGAUUAAAAUUUUCAUUUUAAUAGAACGGAUUUUAGACGUUUUUUUCCUCCCUAUUAUAAGCCCCCCCGGGUUAUAAGCCCCCCCGAUUAUAGGCCCACCCAAAAACCCUUACGAAAUUGUAUAAGCCCAGGGCUUAUAACCAGGAUUCUACGGUAUGAUGUAAAGUAGUGUGAUUUAAAUUGACAUCAACAGAAAUUAAGAUGCAAAAAAAAAAAAUCAUGUAAAUAGUAGAAUAUUUAAUGAUAAUGAACAAAUUAUUUUUCAGGCUGUUAUUGGGCUUGAAGCUGCACAUGCCGAAGGUCAGUCAUCAUCUGAUUGGCUGGGAACCCAUAGUGUUAAGGCUGGAGGUCUUUCAUUUGAGGAGAUUAUGAAAUGUGGAAUUCCCAUCAAGUAAGUACUGACAUAGAUUUCUACAACAAAUUAUAAUAAUCUAUAUUUUUUGCCAGCAUCUUUAGGCCAAUAUGUAAAAGUUAGCAGUUUGUUGUUGUAUUGUUAACUUAGCAUAUUGCAUUUGCCAGUGCUUGUAUUGCAUUAGUUCAAUGGCUGUAAGCUCACUUUUUCAUGCUUCUGGCUACUUUAAUAACAUUUUAAAAGUCUAUAUCAUAUUUUGUAAUUUAAUAAAUUAGUAUACUACAGGGACUGAUUCUGAAAGGGAUAUACUUGAAUAGUUAAUUUAAAGUACAUGUCAUUUCAUAACAGAAUGAGAAGGUCAUAAUUUCUUUUUUGAAAUAAUAUUUUUUCUUGCUUAUAAUAUUUAUUUUUGCAGUUACAUGUAACGGGGUACAAAUCAUUUUGUUUUUAUUUGUUUUUAUUUUAUUAUUAGACCUCCAUCUGGUGAAGAUCCCAGUAAACCUCACAUGAAAUAUGAUGCAGUAAAACUACAGGAUUAUGAAUUUAAGGUUACUAAGUAAGUAUUGGCCUUAGUAGAGUAGGGCUGAAAUAUUAUUUUCUUAGUUCUUUUAAUACUUGAGGUAUCACACAUAAAAUGAAGAGGUAGAUGUAAAAAAUAAUAUUGUACAUGUCAAGUAAAAGGUAACUACAACUGAUUGGUGUAAUUUUUGUUCUCUAAUAUUGUCUCAUCUUUUAUGCAGUCUUAUUCAGUUAUGCCAGCAGAGAAUUAAUUGGCUGUUAAAGGGAAGCAAAAGGGUAGGUAAUUUGAUAUUUUUAAUUUUAGGAUCCUUUUCCCUGAAGCACUCAGAGGUUAACUCACUAAAUAUUUAAGAUAUUUAAAGUCCUUUUUUGUCUAUAAAAUACAGGCAUUUGGUCUGGUGAAAGGACAAAAUGUAGCACUACUUGUUGAUGCAUCAGAUUCUAACUGCGGAUACGGAAGAUUGCAACUGUUUCAAGAGUCUCUAUCGGUAGAUAUAAUAUUAUCUUCCUUUUCAUUCUGUGUGUUGAAUUCGUAUAAGAAUUUCUGUUCAUUUUGUUGAAAUUCUAUAUCAUUAAAUUGAAAUAAAAAUAUUUUUUCUUUUAAAUUGUAGGAACUUAUUGAUGAGCAAUUAGCAAAUAAGGAGAGGUUAUAUAUGGUUUCCUUUGGAACCCAGCCUAAGUCAUUGUGGACAGUUGUCAGGGAUGUUAACUGCCGAAUGUAUGUAGACUGUUCACAGUCCCCUAUUUUUCCGUAAGAUCAUUGAGAUAAAGUGCUUUGCAUCAUGGACGGCCAUCUUUGGAUGCAAUGAGUGUCAAAUCUACUUAGGGGGUGGUGUCAGUUUGCCCGCCCACUCGAAACAUGAGAAACCAAGAUGGCUGCCCAUACCAUUAAGCGCUCGAUCCUGACAAUUUUAUGAAAAAAUAGGGAUCUAGAAUGUAUGUGCCAGACACAAUUUUGUCACUAACUGCAAGCAUUAUUUUAUAAUCUUCUUUAGUAAAAGUGGCUGAACCAAUUCUUAACACAUUUUCUCUUAAAUGUACAUGUAGAUCUUAACAUUUAUGGCUCCCUGGAGUUUGGCUGCAGUUCUUUCUAAGAACCCCUACACUUCUUGCAGCCUGCUUUGUCUAUUAGAUCUGUCAAGAUCUCAGUCACAGAGACUGUAUAGGGAAAAAACCUGUAACUUUGAAGAACAGAAGAAACUGCUCACAAUGUAAAGAAUUCCACUCCCCAAUUCCCAUUCUUCCAAGUGUUUGACUUUUUUACAAUAAAUUAUUGUCUUGGCACUGGUUGAUGGAUAUGAUAUUUUUUACUGAAUCUGCACAUCUCAAAUACAGUCAAAGCUCUCGUAAGUUACCACCAAGUGGAAAUUUGAAAAAGUGGUCGCUUACAAGAAUGAGCUCUCAUAAGCAACUGCAUGGUAAAGCAGUUGAGGGUGGUCACUUAUUCAAAAAAAUAAAGAAAUUAAUGUUUAAGCAGUGUCUUUAUAUCUGAUAAAGGCGCAGCUAAACUUUACGUCUAACCCGUACGAAAUCUUAUGGCCUGACUGAGCCACAAUAGGGCCUUAAUAAGGCCUUAAAUGGAAACAGAGAGCAAAAGAUCAACCAAAACUGAACCUAACAGCUUGAGCCCAAAAAAUUUUGUUUCCUUUUUUGUUUCUAAUUCCAACACCAUGAACAAAAAGCGACCAAAUUCAGGCAAAAUAUUUUAGGUUGUAAAUUUGGUCGACAGUUAAACCCCAAAUGUGAACCAAAAUCGCUUUGGGCUGUUAUUUAGGCUCUCAUUUUGAACGCUCUACGACCUUAAAGCAGGCAAAAUUUUUUUAGUCGUAGAUUAGGUCGCUCAUGUUGGAAGCCGACUGAGGCUGUAAUUUUGGUGUUGAUCAGUUCGGUCGAACCAGCGAAUUACAGUGAAGUCGAUGUGGAGCCACCAGAAAAAGGUGUAAGGGAGACAUUAAAUAUUAGCAAAACUUUAAUUAAAUAGACCUAACGCAAGAGAUUUUUGCAAACAAAAACGAGAAAUAUCAGAUUAGUUUUUUAACUCAACUGAACUAAACAUUUACAGAUACAAUACGUACCUACAAAGUUGAUUCCCUCACCUUGCAAGUAAGACUAAUCUCUUUCUAUUUUAUUUGCAAUUAAAUUUGCAAACAUAAUUGACGCACCUGACGAUAGAUAAUCCACGCCGUGCAUGCACGAAACCAAAUACAAUAAAUGAAUGUUUUGUCCCUGAAGACUUCCGACCAGUUAAAGCUGGAUUUAAAUAGCUAUAUAUGAUGUAUUUGAAUCGUGGUGGUACCAUAUUAAAAAGCUUCUACAAUUACUACAGUAAAAAGGGUUUUACUAUGGAAAAAUUUUCGUGACAUUGUCUUUACGUUACCGUAGUAAACCUGACAGGUCCACUUGAAACUUUCCAUGCGUUGUUUUUGCGUGAUCGCGUUUCUUGAUUUCUCAAAAACCCUGUCUCGAUAUGUUCACGUGGCCUUAGAGACACAUGAUGAUUGGUUAGUUUAUUUUGGCGGGCAUUUGGGGUUCAUCGUAAGAGAAAAACGUUUGUGUCUUCUCCUGUAAACGUUUUCCCGAUCUAAGUUACAUUGAAACUUAACAUUUGUAAGUUUGAAAAUUAGUUUUCAUUACUGCAUCUAUUUUGGUUCGGACAAAAGUCUCGGCAUUGUGCCCAAAAAGUCCCAAAAGUCGCUGUGCCUUGCAACUAGGACCGUUUGAAGCGAGGCAAGAAGCUGAAGUGAAAAUGUGCAGGACAAAGGUUUCAGAGGUUUGUCAGUAUAAUUUUUAAAACUGCCGAUAAAGAUAAGCUUGUGUGUUUUAAGUUGUAUUUAAGGUUAGUGUUUUUUCUUCAUAGAUCGUGCAUCAUGUUAAACGUUCGUAGCCCUUUCUUUUGGCGGCCAGUAAACAGGUCAUGACUGUUUGAAAACGCAGAAGUCUUCUUGGAAACAUGUUUAUCUCUAUGAUAUAGGGCUUAAAACCUGCCUAACAAACCAGUUAAAUAUUGUUCUGGAACAAUUUCCUAAAGCACACGGCUGUAUUUGCUGGUUGUGGGCAACACGGGAAGAACUAAAUAACAGAAAUCCUGAGAGGAAAUAGCUCCGUAUAAAAUAGUAUCACUUUGUUUUUGGUAUUAGUACGGGUCGCGUGUCAAAGACGUUAUCGAGCUUGUGAGAGUAAAAGGUAUGAUGCGUGGAAUUUGUGAUCGUCGCAGUGCUGGUGCUCAUCUAUGUGAAGGAAUAAUAUUCAGAAAAUCUCUUUGUAAUUUUUGAAGAAAUGCACGAACAGUCUGUAGCAAGUGGACUUUGUACGUGAUGUGAAUUCGUGAUUUAUACAUUCAAAACGACGCGUGACCCGGUUUCGUUCUUUGAUGUAAUAUUUUUUGUAGAAACAUUCUGGUAGCAAUGUAUUUAAAUUUGCUAUACUGCAUUAAAAAUCCAGUUGAUGUUUCAUUUGUAGCGAUUUUCAUACAAACGUUUGUCAAUUAUUUAAUACUAACUUUAGCUUGCUUAUCUAUUUAUCUACCUUGAAAAUGUACAUUUGGCACGCAAUCUCGAGUUUGCCGGUGUCGAGUUACUGUUGAGUGAAAUCUUGACCAAAAAAUGGUUGGAUCUCAACCUCAAUUACAGCGUAAUUUUGGCCCAAAUGUGGCCUAAUUUAGCUCGAACCGGAUUACAGAAAUAUGCAGCGUGCAGACAGCGGUCAUUAUCGUGUUACCGUUCAGCCAAAAUGACAGCAUAAUUUGGGCCCAAUUUUGGCCCAGUUUUUGCAUCACUGUAGUGUAGUUAGGAUUUGGGUUCUAUUUUGGUUUAUUUUGUGGCCCAAAUAUUUACGUUUCAGUGAGGCUCGUUUUGGUUCAUCUUUGGUUGAACUUUUUAAGGCCCUAUUUUGGUUUAUUUCCGUCCGGGUUUGGCUGAAAAUUAUGGCCCAAUUUACCUUCUGGCUAGAGCGUUAAUUUUGGUACGGGAAGUGGUCACUACCGAAAUGACCUUGUACUUUGACAAAUACGAUACGUACUGCACUGUACAAGAUCUUUAUCACCGAAACAUUAGUGCAGUGUGCAAAUCAUUCAAGUGUUUAUAUAGAUAUAAAUAAGGCUCUAAUUCGUGGCUUAUGAGAGCUUAAAACAAAGGAAAAGUCCAGUUGGGUAAUCCCAAAAGUAGUCGCAGUCGCUAAUGGAAGUGGUCGUUUACAAGAGCUUUCAUUACCAAGAUUAAGUCACAGCUCAAACAGGGUUUCAUGAAGGUUGGAGCCGGUCGCUUACAAGACGGGUCCCAAGGAGGGCUUCAACUGUACUGUAGAAGAAGUAUAACAUGAUGAUAAUUUAUGAUCAUUGUUUUUAGAAUUGAAGAAUCCCAUUGGUGGGUGAAAACUUUACGUCCUCAAGGUGGAUGUAAUGUGCUGUCUGCACUCAAGCAAGUCAUCAAAAGAAAAGAGAUUGACUCCAUUGUUCUUGUGUUAGGAAGCUGGUACGAAUAUUACCAUCAUUUGUUCCUUAAUGCAGCUGUUCGCAUUUGCAAGAGGCUUCAGUCAAUCAGCCAAACAAAAUUAAUAAAUUAAUUAAAUUAAUUAAAUUAAUUAAUUAAAAAUAAUACUUGAGAGACUAAUGACAGGUAAAUAGCUCACGUUCAAUAUAUUAAAAUUCCAGCAUGACUCUGAGGCUUUCUGGUCAUUUUUCUAUAUUUAUUUUUGUUUUCUUUGUGCUCAAGUCUCUUCUGGAAAUUGCAUAACAAAGGAAGCGUCAGAGUCAUGUUAGAAUUUUAGUAAAUCAAAGAUUGGCUAUUAAAGCUGGAACAAGCAUUUUGGUUCUCUGUUUCCCAGCUUGAUUUCCUUUCCAAGCUAAGUUAUAAAUUACUGCGCAGGAAUGUGCUUUACUUUCUCUUCUGCUGAAGGUGGAGUUGGCUUCUAAUUUUGUGAAGCAGUACUUAUUAUGUGCCCAUGGUUUUGCUAUGAUGUCUGCAAGUACAUUUCGUUUUCAUUCACAUCAAUUCAAUUGCUGAAAGUACUUUUUGCUGCCUUUUGAACCCAUUUCAUUCUGGAGAAUAUCAAAGCCAAAAAAUUUGACCCAUUAUUAAAUGUUUUUGCAAAAAUAGCCAGCAGCACAGAAAUAUGAAUAAUUGUCAGUGAUAACACUAAAGGUUUUUAAGACCCCAGACUUUGGGCUUGGGGUGUCUGCAUUAAUUAUUUUUAUCCAGGAACUUAAAUUAGAGUGGUGUAUUUUUCCCCCUCAUGGUGACAUGAUAAUUAGUUUCUACACUUUGAUAACAUAAUGCAUAACUCCCAGCUGUCUUCUAAACUUUGUGUUGCAGAAAGUGAAACUUUCCUGUUUGCAGUAUAUGAACUUUAGUCAUGUAGUAGUAUUGAUAUUUUUAUUGUAAAAUGGUGUGCAGUGAUUAUAAGUUUUUUUUACCAUGUCUUUUCCAUUAUUUGCAGUCCUGAUCAGAAUCCAAAAGUGAUUUGUGAUUAUGUGCGUGAGUCACUGGCUGGAAGACAUGCUCCCCUACAUACUGUAGCGUAUGACUGCAGCAUCUCAGCUACUAAUGUAAGGAUCAAGUCCAAACAACCAAUAUUAAUUUUUCCUCAUUUAAGAUUCAAGGUCAAGAUUCAAAUUAAUAACAACAGCAAAAAAAAAGAUUGAAACUUUUUGCUCUUAGCAUUUUAGCAUCAAAAAUCAGUAAGUGCUGAGAGGAUAUUUUGUUCUCAUGUGUUAUGCUUAUUUUGGAGUGGGGCCAAUUCAAAGUUGGCACUUUUUUGAGUAAAAAUUGUAGCUGUUUGCUUUCUCAUUGUAUAAGUUUUUUUAAGAUUUGAAGGCAUGAUAAUGACACUUUGAAAAAUGAGGGGCGGAUCUAGGGGGAGGGUGCAGGGGGUGCGCACCCCCCCACCGAGAUGACCUGCGGUUUUCUAAUCCAACUGGUAUUCUGCGAAGAAAAAGAAACUAUGUGGUUUAUUGGUGUUGAAGUAGAGCAAGAGACGAGUGCCCUCCCCUCCUAAAAAAAAUCCUGGAUCCGCCCCUGAAAAUUUGGUAGAAGAUGGCUCAUGUUAGUUUUGUUUUGUGUAUUCUAAUGAACCCUUGAAAGAAACGGUCACUUGGAAUGACAAUGCCCCUUGAUGGAUGGCAAGCAGUGCUGUUGGGCAAGAAAAACAAAUAGAUUACAUGAGUCAAAAUAUCCUUUCUUUUCAAGGUCCCACUGUAUUGUUUGCCCUCUUGCAAGGUGUUUUUAUACCAUGUGACCAUUCUGUACAAAGGGCCCAUAUAGUUACAUGUAUAUUUAGGGUGCUUAGGGAAAUCUGGAUUUAGAUUUUGAAAAGAGAUUUUAAUGCUGCGAAAUUAGUCCUCAGGGUUAACGUUGGAUUUCAAUUAAAAAAUCCAUUUCAUGAUUCCAUGGCUUUCCUUUAGUGUUUUUUGUAGUGAUGGUUUUGUUUUGUGCACUAAAAAAACUAUAAAGAACAAGUUCUUUUUCGGUUUUCAGCACCUGAAACUCAAAUAGUGCUCCUAAUAAGAGUAUAAAGUGGUAUGAUCCAAUUUCUUGAGUGAAUAAUGCUUUUUGUUUCAGAUGUUCCUGAAGGAACUUGCCGAGCAGACUGGGGGGAGAUAUCACUGUUAUGUUUCUACCAGUGACGUGAGUAACUAGCUACUAAGAAUGUUAACUUUAAUACAUUGCUCAAUAUCAUAACAUACAUUGUAAUUUUAAAAAAAUGAUGUAUAAAAGAAUAUUUUCCCAUCAUCACAGUCAUGAUAUACCGUUAUGCUGUAAUGUUCGUGUAUUUGUGUUCUGUUUGAUGUUACAACUAAAUAAAGAAGCCAUUUAAAUACUAACAAAUGACUUAGAAGUCAGCAUAUCUACAGAGUGGUUUUCUAUUUCCACAUAUCCCUGAUCAAAUGUUAGUUUAAAGUGCCCAUCACCUAAAAUUUUUUAUUUUCUUUACUGAAACUAUACCUUAUUAAAAUAACUUCUGUGAAAAAAUUUGGCGAUUUGAACAAAACGCGAUUUUUUUACCAAUUUUUGAAGUCUGCAUUUUUGUGGUACACCCGCGCCGCUGAUCACGCAAACUAGCAGGCUCAGGCUCACAUAUGACGUCAUGUGACGUAAAUUAAGGAACUCACAUUACCUUGCCUUCAUCAGCUGUACACAAUUACAAUGUCUUCGCAAGAAGAAAGUUUUUCUGAAACAGAAAAUCCUACCAGAAAAUCUUAUUGUUUUCCUGUCGAUAAAGUCACGUUUCCUUAAAGUACGUCAUAUGACGUCAUACUCGGAGAGAAGACUAAGACGAAUGGUGGACGAAUGAUGGGCACUUAGAGGGAAGAGGGAAAACUGAAAAGUUUUUUCAGGCCUUAAGUUGGUCAUUUCUUGAACAAAAACUAAAGCCUUUAGUUGUUAUUUUGAUUACAUAUGUAGACCUCUUGUAAAUGCCUGUUUAAUAUGAGAAAUAGAGGAGUGUCAACAGCUACAGAAAAAAAAUAGAAGUUACUUAUGUGGCACAUUCACCAUUUGGUCCAUGUUAUGGGCUCUUUUGCAGGAACAAAUCAUGACUGGAACUGAUCUUAGUUUAUUAGCGGAGGAAAUGAGGAAGGCUCAGGAAAUAUUGAAGAAGAUAAUGGAGAUGAAGAGUGGGGUGAUGGGUGACACAAGAAUUGCUGUUCAAGCAAGCGUUGACAGUACUUUAACCACUGUAAGUACAUAACAUGAGGUUUUUCCUAAUAAAGCUUUAUGAUUGUGCCUUGGGAGAGUACCAAGUCAUGAGGGACACAAGUUUAUCAGUUUCUAAUUUACUCAUUUUCACCUGCUAUCCUCUUUAAGUAAAAUUAUCUUAAAUCAUUAAGGUCAUUAUCAUGCCAUGUGGUUCGUCUUCUGCGUUCAUCCAGACUAUGUCUGGAUUGUGUUGUUGAACUGGCAGUUUAUCAAAUUGAAACACUGGCCGAGUCAUUUUUUGAAAGCUCACACGUGAACUUUGAUACAGAACAGAAGACCUUUCCUGUAGCAAUUCUGAGGACACGGGAUUAACAUUUUAUGUACUGUGGAACCUCCACUAGUGGUCACCUCUCCACAACCGCCAUUUUUUGGCAGACAGUCCAUACGUUUACUCUUGUUUGAACCUCUCUACAACGGCCACGUCUCUACAACACCGACCACUUUCAUCUGUCCCCAAGAUGACCGUUGUGGAGAGAAUUAACUGUAUUUUUGAAAACUUAGAUCUCAUUCUUUAGUUUUGAGUUAAUUAUGAAUUCUGUCUGUUAUGUGAUAGAUACCUUUUAGUAUGGAUCUAAUGAGGCUUCCUUCAGAGGAGAAUGAAAUACUUGCUGUUGAUAGCUCUCCACUGGUAGUGGAACAUCCAUCAUUCCCUGCAAGAACAUCAACUGAAUGGCUCAAACAACAUGGUUUGAAAGGUAAAGUAAAACUGUGAUGAGUUUGAAGAUGCAGAUAUAAUGUACAUUGUAGGUGACUUUGAAUUAAACAUAAGUCAAAGACUACUUAGUUAAUUGUGUGCGCUUGUGUUGUUUAAAUAUUGCUAGAUCUUUCUUCUUUGUCUUUUAUCUUACUUUGAGUUUACAUCUCCCAAACUUCCUUCUCUUUACAGUACUGUAGACUAGUACAAUGGAGUUAAACAAAAUUUAGUCAACUUUAUAAUAAAAAUAUAUUUCUAAUUUGUGCGUUUAUUACACGUUUGUGAGAGAAGUUGGCGUUCACGGUUUAAUAUUGUCUGUGAUUCCUUUCUUUCACAGCCAAGGGACUGAAUCUUUACCAAGUCCUGGCGCCUAACUCAUUCUCUUAUGUUGAUGGUUACAUUUCCGCCAUAAACAGAAAUGUGCAUUCCCUGGUUCAUGAGAGGGUAAGGCCUCUUUUUAUAUCAUUAUAUUUCCAUUAGUAGAUAAAUGGGUCAAGGAUAGUUCAUAAAGAGACUGUGUGCAGGACACACUGAAUUGUUUAUUCUGGAAAUGAAAGCCAGGUUCAACUAAGUUAAUCAGAUAAUUUGGGCACCGUGAAGACGUUAAGAUGGUUUUCAUCACAUUUUAAAUGAUGCACAUGGGCAAGCCUGUGCAUACAACCGUUUCUCCGCUCCCCCUCGCUGGGAACGUUUCGCAGGAAACGUCCCUAUUGACGAGGGCCGUAUUCGUAGACUACACAUGGGUGGCAGCCCAGUUGAAAACAGUCCUUCACGUGAACAAAGGUUGUACAAACUAUUGCCAAAUGUCAGAUCACCACGUAACUAAGGACAAUGAAAUGUGGUGGUUUGAAUCGCUAUGAGAGUUAAACGAGAUAACAGAAGUUUUAGAACUAGAUUUACCACUGUUAUGAUAAGCUCAUUUUCUCGUUCACCGUGUUUCUCUCUUCAGAGUAUGGCUCAGUUCAAGUGGUUUGAUGGAACGGUGAAAAAUGUGCACGUUGAUCCUACAUUACUUUUCGAUUACCAGGUUUGUAGUAUUACUUUGUUCAGGACAAUGCCCGCUCUUUAGAUGUUUGUCCUUGCCAAUUGCCAAUUACAUGUAGUUGACGCUUUUUCAAUUCUGUGGUCUUCUUCCUAUUUACGAUUAUGAAACAAACUUCACCUUCACCUCCUGAUGUAUACUCAAUCACGUAUAAACUGGCAAACAAACCCAACAAAGAAAAAACCGUGUUUACCUUGUUUUCGCGGUAGCUACUAAUUUGUGUAAACGAAGUUUGUUUUUAUAAAAAUGCCUUUAACCGUAAACCCUGCAAACAAACUCCUAACAUUAUUUUGACGGAAAUAAUUAGUGCUAAAUGCAACUUCAGAGUAGAAAAUAUAUCUUGCCUGCCUGUAUACGAUUGAUUGUUUCUGACAGCGCCAUUUAGAGUCUGCUGUGCACUUGUACAAGAGACGUGUUGAUUGGCUGUCAGUUGGCUGUCGCAGAAUCUUUGGCACAGUUGUGGAAAAGAGGUCAGUUGGCUUCCGCGUUUCUUAAGCGUUCCGGUAAUAUAUCUUACAUUUAUUUUUCUGAAAUAUGAAGCAACCCUCGAUCCGAUUCUCUUACCCAAUCAUCAGCCACUUUGCAAACCCAGUCAUUCCUGAACUAAACAAUACGGUUGUUCAGAGUCCCUUUAAUUACGUGUCUAAUGAGAUGCAUUGGCCGUUUUUAUGCUAGAGACGUCAAAGAUAGUAAAUAAGACAGACGCGUUUAACGUCUGACGACAAUAACGUCUUCUGUUAACUGCAUCGUUCAAAUGCACGUAACAGGCGACUUUUAUGCGUCUAGUAUUAAAAACGGGACGGCAUAAACUAGGAUGCAUUUUAUUUUUGCCCAACUCCUCCAAGGGCGACUGGGAAGAGGCAGUGUUGUGUGUUUUUUUCGUUAAUUUUUUUUUCAGUGUUUUCGUCAGCUUUUAUGCAUCCCGUUUUUGCACCAGCCGACAUUAACGUUAAAUACGUCUCGACCAAGAUAAGAUCAAUUUUAUUUAAUAAGUUUUAUUUUUCUAACUUUAAUGUCUCUAGCAUAAAGACCUAAACGGCCAUUUUUAUUCUUGUGACAACUCAUUUUUGGAGCAUCCUCCAUUUGUUGAAAAAAUACUUGCUGAAGCGUUCGCCAAAAUCGCUCGAAUAUGAUAUUAAAGAAUACUGACUACAGUAAAAACCCGCGUAUAAGAACCUGGUACAUUUUCCAAGCUAGGCUAAGAAGGUUCUUAUAAAAAUGGUCUUAAGUGGAAAAUUAGGCUACUCAGGUUCUUAAAUAAGUUCUUAUUUUUAAUAAUAAAUGACGCGGUUGUGGCCUAUUUUGGGCCUAUUUUUGGUACUGCAUGCAAAAUAUGUUAUAAAAAUCCCUUUAAUUCAAGCCUGUUAAAGCCAUUUAUGAAGUUUAUACAAAGCUAUGCAAUUUAAACAGAACAAAAACAACAUUAAAACAUGGUACUGUGUUGCUGCUGGGCCAAACAUGGUACUUGUGUAUUCAGUGGUUGACUGAAUUUCUCAAAAUAAGAACCUGUUUCAAAAUUGUAGGCUAAAACAAGUUCUUAUAUAAAAGGGGUCUUAAUGGACAAUCUUAGCCUAAGAGGUUCCUAAAAUCUAGGUUCUUAUACGCGGGUUUCUACUGUAUGAUAGGUAAAUGGCAUUAUUUUGCAUGUUUAUUGCAGAGUGAUUGUGUUGUUAGACAUGUCAAUAUGCAUGUCACCAGCUGUACUUAGACUACAAGAGCAUCUCAAGCUUCUUCUAGAACAGCAAAUGGCUAACAAGACCUCCUACAACUUCAUCUGGUAAAUUUUCAGUAUAAUCAAAGUAACGAGCUGUAGGCCACGGCUGUGUUAGCUAUAAUUUUCUAACUCCCAUCCAUUGAUCAAAGACACUGAAAUUUAGUUUUAAGUGCGGAGGUGUGGAAUUUAUAAAUGCGUUUUUUGGGGCUCAAACGUUUUUUUUAUCCGUCCGCUGUACCAAAGCUGUACUGUGAUUGCGCCUUCGUAAUUCUCUCUUGUGAGUUUACAGUCUAAAAAUACCUUUCAAUAUGUCCAUACCGUAUCAGGUAGAUAUCAUCUCAGUGCCACUAGCAUGGCGGUGAAUGUUCAACACGACCUUCGAGUUUCAACUAAUAUAUUUUUUCUUUGCGCUGUUUUCCCGUCUUCAACUAAUGUUUAUUUAUAUACUUCAAAAGAUCCUUACUGAAUUCUAAUUUGUAUUUGUUUAGUUUUGGUGACAAGACAGAGAUGUUUCGGCCAGUCAUGGUAGAACCCUCUCCCGAGUAUCUUGAAGCAACCUGGAAGUAAGUUUUCUUGAACUGUCCACCUCUAAUGAGAGCUGACAGCCAAAAAAGUCACCAUUUCUUUUGGGUGACUAAAGAAAACAGGUAGUACUAUGCAAGAACGUGUUUUCAAGAGGUUGCAUUUAAAUGGUCACACUAAAGGAAUUUUUUUUACAAAACGUACAACUACACUUUGCGGUAAUCGACACAGAAACACGAAUAAGUUAGUUUGAUUCCGUGCCGAUUUAGAGUGCCGAACUGAACCAAACGGAGCGAAAACGGACCAUGCAAAACCAACAAUAUUUACCUUGAAACAGAGAAGAUAUCAAACCAAUUUUAGGGCGGCUUCACUCCCCCACUGAAGCAGCAUCAGUGUUUUAUGUAUACUAAUGUGAUGUAAGCUUUAUCAGUCAAUACAGUGGACUUGGACUAGGACUAACCCGUUCAUUAAUUGAAAAGAUAUGUAACACCACUGAAAACGGGCUCAGUGAACUGUAUUUCGCCACUUCGAGUCUGUGCUUGAUACUUACGGCUGGGGAUAAACGAGCCCCAGUUCUUGUAAAGGAUGACGUACUUGAUGUUAUGAAGGAAAUUAAGCAACUAAGGCCAGUGUUGGUUCUUAUGAUUUUGCUUUUUGUUUCUGAUAGAUGGCUUCUUCAACGAGGUUGCACAGGCAGUAGAAAUGUUUUGGAUGCAUUUAGAAAAGCUGUGGAAAACGAAGAGGAAAGGGCUCAUGGCAUCGGUGAGUUACCGCUAUACAUAUAAAACCGAACCUCACAAGUGAAAUGUAUGUGUAAUCAAAUGGUGACGAGUGAAAAAGGCUCGGUAAAUUAUAAGGAUUUGGACAAAACGCGUGUGAAAUUAUUCCCUAACUUCACGAGUGUACCAUUUUAUUACCUAUUAAUAUCAUGGGUGACGAAUUACGUUAGCAAUCUUGGAUUUUUGACAUGUUUAUCCUGGAUCGCAUCGAUCGAGAACUCCCCUUACUUGAACGUUUAGAGCUCAAGUUUUUUUGUUAAGUUCAGAAUUUUUCGACAAAAUACCUGUUAGAAUCCCUCUUGAUGUGCUCUUUCGUAUGUUCAAGUUUUCUAAAGCGUCUUUUUAUACCCUGGCAUCUUCAGUCAUUCAUGACAUUUUUUUUGACACUGAGACGUACGGAAGGUUGCCAUGGCAAUUUUGUACUUUCAAAUGUGAAAUUACAAAUUAUCGCUGAAAUUUCGCGCCAGAAUUAAGGAGUAAUUCGUCACCUAUGAUAUUAAAGGUGAAAUUUUUGUUCAAUCAAGUGUCUCAUCUCUGACGGAAGUAAACUAGUAAACCCGCAAACAGCUCAAAUUAUGUCAGUUGCUAUCAUCGAGCCUCUUUUCCCGAUCGUAUUUGUGGUUUUCUGAUCACAUUCCCUUUGGAUUUCUUUUUUCGAUCCUUGAUACAUCCCUUCUUAGCGUAAGGGUUUUACUUAGUGCUUUUACUACUUCUAGUUUCUUAAGAGUUGCUGCGCUGAGCUUGCAGUCCUAUGAUCGGUGCUCUUUUUUUCGUCAAGGCUUUUAUCCUGUUUGUCUUAAACUUGCUACUCUCAGAAGCACUCUUGCCUGCUUUUAACAGUCCCUCCUGCCAGUUUUCAUUUUUAUUAUAUCUUAAAAAAUUGUUUUUGGUUUUACAGAGGUUGAAGGGAUUUAUGUGGUAACAAGUGGGAUACCCGAUGAACCAAAGGUAACGCAAAUUGGCCUGUUAUCAUAAAAGGAAACAUACAGCAGCUAAUGGCUGGGAUAAUUGUUCAUCGUAACGAGCCAUACCAAAUAAAACUACUUCAGGAAAGCUUUCGCCAGUCUCAUUACAUCCUAAGUGUUGUUUUGUAACUUUAUUUUUUUUGUUCAGCAAUGAUUCUUAGGAUUUAACUCAACUGAGUUUCCUUUGUACAUCCAGGUCCAGCACCUUAGGGAAAUUUCUCCUUUUAAAUGCAGUUGAAUGAUCGCACCGUGAAAUCUACCCAUCUGCUCUCGCAAAGGUUGAAGCGUGGUUGAAUGUUCAACACUAUUCUUUUUUCUUUAAAGGAUGUUGCCUGUGGAUUUGUAAGCGAAGCUCUAGCUGGUAGACACACUACAGUUCAUACUAUUUACUACGAAGUCGAGGACGAGGAUGGGUUGGUAUCAAUACCAGGAAAAUAUGCUGAUAGAGGAGAAACGGCUAAUUACCUUAGACAAAUGGCGCAUACUGUCAAUGGAAGAUUCCACUGGUAUAGGAAUGGAGGUGAAUACUUCUUCCUUCUUGCUACAGUGCCAUUUCUCUGCCAGAUCAUGAAGAACCAAUAGGGAAUUACUGGAAAUUGGUUCUUGUAGUUCAUCUGCAGUCUACGAUAGUAUUGUUUCUACUAGUGCUGUGUUUUUAUUUGCCCUUGUAGUUGGCGGGAUUUUAAUGCUUGGGAUAUUUUCUUUAUGUGUUGUGUACUUUUUUGGCGGCGCCUACCGCAAGGGAAAACCUCCCCCAGACGUCUGGCGGCUCUGCUGCCAAAAAUGAAAAAACAGCACUCCCGCCAAUCCCGCCAGCUGUACAGGCUAGCUUUUUAUUUCUGGUCGUUGUUUUGUUUUGUUUUGUUUGUUUGUUUAUUUUUCAUAUAUUUUGUUUUUCCUAUUGGAACUUUUCCUUUCCAUACUUCUGAGCGUUAGCCCCUGCCUCGUGAGGUUCUUUGAUUUAUGUAUUUCUAGUAUAUAUUUUGUUCUGCAAAUGUGGAAUAGCUCUCGUUAAAGCCCUUGUGCCUUGUUUGCCUAAGUAACUUUGACUGUCAAAUCCUGGUGUUUAAACGUUGUUUACUAUAAUAAGCGUCAAAAAGACAUAUAGCGGGACUGGAAAAUUGUUUAUUUGAUAAAAGAAUCCAUCUUAAAAACAUUUGGAGGUUCAUUUAUCGAUCGUCGUAAGCCACAGUCGCAUAACUUACCGACCCUUUAAGUCGACAUAUGUUUUCUUAACUUAUUAUAACACAUAUAAGGCUAUUUUAGUGACAUUGAUUUUUGUCCGUAUUUGUCCAAAAAUGUUUCAAUUAGUUUUUGUUGUUUGCAGUAAUAGUAGAAAGUGAUGACCUGAGGGCCGUAAUAAACGAAAUGGAUAAGGCAUUCAAUUACUCACAGAAAGUAAGUUUGUCUCAAGUCUCACUGUUCCCAAAGCUAUCUAUAUCAGUAUAUUUAGUGUUCAUCAAGAUGUCAAUCUGCGAAAUACAUUUUAUUAUUACAGACUGCGAUGUUGUUGGAAACUGUGAGAAAGAAAAAGCCAGUAGCUGAAUUGGUAGGUUCAUUACUAUCCUGUGGUACUGUUGUUUUGUCUAUAAUCUGUAAAGGGAAAUUUUUUAGGCCUUAAAUGGUAUGCUUGAAGUCCCUAACGAUGGUGAGCUGCGGAAAUGUACCAGAAUUUUGCUUGCACUUUUUCACCCGAGUUCAUCAUAAAUAAAAAAUAGUCACACAAAUCUAUGCCCAUGUUCAGGACUGUGCACUUUUACCCUUUGGUUGCACAAAUGCUCCCAGCGGUUUUCAGAGUUUAUCAGGGAACAAAAUUACAUUUUCCUGCUAUUUAUAGAGUAAAGGUUUUAAUAAGAGUUUAAUGACAUUAUUUUAUCACCGCCUGCUAUUUUGCUAGAUAAAUGGCUCAGUUGAUGGUGACAGCCAGCUUGUACCCAGGCCUCCAUCUGCGAAUAAGUCACGGUUACCUCUGACCCCACCAAGGCACACUGCACUAACAAAGGCUAGAAUGGUAAGUGAUGUUAUAUACUGCGUAUGAUACUCGAAUUUAUGUCGUGUUUUACCAAUUGGCAGUUUAUUCUGUGCUUAUCUAAACGCCGCCUAAAUAGCAAUAGCAUAACACAUUUUUUGUACUAAAUCAAAAUAAAGGAGCAUUCGCCUUGCUCGGCCUAUGUAACAAAAUUUUAUCAGCAUCGAAAUUAAUUCUUUCCAUCGCCACACAGGUUUUUUGGGAGUCUUGUUGAAACUCCCCCUCACACGUAUCGUUAGUGUUAGGUUUUCUUGAAAGUUCUUCCUUCUAACGUUAAUUUGGACUUUUAAAUAGGCAAUUUUUGAUUAAUGCCGAAAUCGUUUUGCUUUUGGUAAAGGAUAUAAUUAGUUAAAUUUUAAACCUUAGUUGCUCGUUUUAACACUAAACGCCAGUAAGAAAACAUUUCACUCUCUACAUAAACCAGUAGCGUUAACUGCUUUUAUGUUAAACGGCGUGGUUUGUGUUUUGUUUGUUUUAGAAACAGGCCUGUUCUUUGCCUCCCAUUAAAGUCACGUCAGAAGAUCCUGUAAGAAUAAAUUACCUUUUGUGAAAUCUACAUCUCUCUUUUACUGAAAUUGUUCGUCUCCUUUAAAACGUACUAUAACGCUAUGUGCUCAAUAAGGUCAAGUCUGGCUAUAAGAAUGUUAACUGUAGUUGAGUAGUGAGUCUCUCUUUUAAACUCUUUACCAUCAAAGUUAGAAAAGAUAAGCGAUAAAAAGUAAAAAUAUAAAAUGUCUUUCUUUGUUCGAUCUUUCAACUUACAUAAAGCAGAGCAUUUUUGUGAUACAGUUAAUUGUACCCAAGACAGAACGACACCGUUCGUGCCGACACUAAGAAGGUCAAAUGAAAUAACUGAGCAAUGGCAAGCUCAAACUCCGGGUGUCCGUCUUAUUAAGACAUAGCUCUCUGUAGUCUCGUUUGGUUUAAAAUUUCAUAUCAGCAGUUUAGUACAAAGAUUUGAAAUUCAGACACAGCUUCUACGCCAUGAUAACAAAGUGAACUCGAACGUAUUACUUAUGUCUGCUAGGGUUUAAAUGUCACUGUUCAUCCGUAAACGCAAAAAUAAUAGCCGCCUUACGUGACGUUACUUUUUGGAGGUUGCGGUGAAGCUGCUCAUUGAUCCUAGUGAAACUGACUCCAGGGCCCAGUUGUUCGUAGGCCGAUGAGCGCUUAACCCGGGGUUAAAUUUAACCGGGGUUUCCUUUUGUCUUGUUCAAAAGCACUUUCUCGGAUAAUUUUCUUUGUUAUUUUUAGAGCUUGCAAUCGUCAACUUGUAGACUAAAACAAUUAAAACUGAAAUGCUUUUUAAGCUUUCAAAUCUGAAUUCAAAUCUUGCACUAACCCUGGGUUAUCUUAACCCAGCUUUGAACAACACGGCCCUACAGUUGUAUAAGCAAAGAGGUCGGAGAGUGUUUUAAGAAAUUGUACAGCGCCAAAUGUUAAAAGCAGGAUUUCCAAGAGGAUGGUAGUAACUUACAAUUCAUCUUAUUUGAUUUUUUCAAAGGUGGUAAAGAGAAGAACAUUACGCUUUUCUUUUGAAGUUUUUGUUUCGGCGGUAAUUUUCUAUCUACUUUAGUUUAUAUUUCUGUGCCCUCAUCGCUGUAAGCAUUUAUUGUUUUCCAUCAAUAUAAUCUAACUAUUUCCUAGCUGCCCUUACGGGAGAAAGGACUUUCUUAUAUAUUGUAAAAAAAUUGUCAUGCUUUCUAAUUGAACACGACCCCCUUUUGUACAGAAUGUAAGACCUCAGACGGCCGGGAUGAGUCGUCCCAGUUCCUCCACCGGCGGGAAAAAGGCCAGGCCGCACAGUGCAUCGUCUCAGACCAAAGAAUCAACAAUGAAGGCGUUGCAGUGGAAACCUACCACAUCAAACAGUUCUACCUCACUAAUUCCAGCACGUGAGUUGACCUGAUACUCCCACGUCUGUGAAUUCAUAAAGUCUCUUUAAGGCAGGAAUGCUUAAAGAAACAAGAUACAACCUCGUCACCAGGGAUAUUCCCUUGGAAUUUGGGAGGGGAGGGAAAAGGCCCUGUUCUCGGUCAUCUCUCCCCAUAGACACCCGAAAGGCUCGAGCAACUCUCGCCGUUGCCAUUUGAAAAGCUCAGGGGACGUGGUUAAAUAAGAUCAAUUUCCUUAAGGGGAAAAUUCGAAAACGGCGGUUAUACUUGAAAAUGUUUUGUAAUAUCGUUCCCAAGAAAAGCUUACAUUUUAGGAUCAACUUAGAACUUGUUUUUUUAAACGUGGUGAAUGAGGAAGCAACCGUAAAAACUACUACUGACUAGCUUUUUCUUAACGGCAGUGGUGAAAAAAGAUUUCUUGGUGACCUUUUUUCGCUCUAUAUGGAGUCGUACAUCUUGUUUUGUAAAUAUAUUUAAUAACCUGUCAAGUAGCGAUGCUGAAAGCCUAAAGUAAACCGACAUAAAAACUGCGCCAUAAUUUCUGACAGGAACUUCCUACGGCCAAGUUAAUGUUGGAAUAGUCCGCUACUUCAGCCUUUUAGAGAAGAUUAUGGUGCAGAGUGUUUGAAUCUCGAUUAUUGUAUUUAUCUACAGCUCCUCCAGCUAAAACCGUUGUUAAGGAGAGAAGACCAUCAUCAGGCGGAGUAAAAUCGUCCCAGCAGGUCUUCUAUACGGAGUGGAAAAAUGAUACAGGUUUUCUAAAGCUUCUGUUCUUCAGUAGGCUGACAAAGUUUAGUUGACCCGAACAAAAUAAUCUCAUUGGUUGCUUUGUUAAUAUAUUUGUUAUUCAUUUUUGCUUGAUGUCUUGGUCGUUUCUCGACAUCUUUAACAAGCAAGUAUAGUAUAAGAUGCUGCUUUCCUAAACUAAAAUUGUCAACGAUGACAUUUGUGAGUCAGGCCUUUAGGCUAAGGCGGGAGGAGGACGUCAGAAAGGGCGAACUAGGGUCCCAAUCGUCAUACAUAAAAAAUGAGAGCGACCAGAAGUCACAUCGUCAUAUAAUGGUCACGAGGUGGAAGAUGACGCGACCAUGAACACAUUACAGUUGAAGUCGUUCUUGUGCAUGGGCAAAUAAAGAGACUGUAAAGGGCGACAAUAUGAUUGUAAACAUAACAUCUCUGUUGAAAUUAACCUUUUUAGUUUACUUAGCUUUUCUCAGAGGGCUCCAGAAGGCUACUCUAUGUUGUUGUUGUUGGUUUUUUUACACAGGUGCAGUUUUCACUCAGUAUACCCAGAAAAAGAAACUUAGAAGACCGAUUAAACAUCCUUUUAUUCCUGAUAAGGAGGACAGUGUUAGUACCAGAGAGGUGCGGAGUAUUCUUUUCCUGUUUAGUUUUUCCGAAUAAAAAUUAUUUUCCUCAAGUAAUUCAAAUAGUUGCUUGGCGUUUAUGAGUUUAUUGGUGAUUCUGCACGUCAACGUGCGUUUAUGUUUCUUUCACAAUUCUCUUGAGAUAAUCUUAUUUUUUUCGAGGUAGUUGUUGUUAUUCAUGCAUUUAUGGAAACUUGCAUUGAUUGUUUUUGUCCAAUGUUGUUGUUUUUUUUUGCAGUUUAUGCGUCACUAUAGUUUGUCUAAGUUAAAGCUAGACUUGAAUAGCAUUGUGGGGUCUGCGGAGUGUUCUCAUGCCAAAGGAAAAGUAUCAUCUCUUGGCCAAUCAGUACCCGCAAGGUAAGAGAACACUGCAGACCAGCACACGAACAGAGGACAAAAAUACACACAGUAUUAGACAAAAAUGCUGUAUACUCUCCGACAGACAACCAAAGUUACCAACACACGGACAAAAGAAAAAAAUACAUGCAGUACUUGACAAAAACACUGCAUGCUCUCCGACAGACAACCAAAGUUAUCAACACGCGGACAGAAGACAAAAAUACACGCAGUACUGGACAAAAACACUGUAUACUCUCCGACAGACAACCAAAGUUACCAACGCGCGGACAGAAGACAAAAAUACAUGCAGUACAAGACGAAAACACUGUAUAUCCUCCGACAGACGACCACAGUUACUAACACGCGGACAGAAGACAAAAAUACAUGCAGUACUAGACGAAAAUUCUUUAUACUCUCCGACAGACCACACGGACCGAAGGCAGUAUUAGACGAAAAUACUUUAUAUUCUCCGACAGACAACCAAAGUUUCCUUUAAAGGAGCUGUGUCAAGAACUUAAUCAAAAUUCUAACAGUGAAAGCUGCAAUCCAGUUUAGUAAAACAUUAAAUUAACAGUUCAAAGCCGGGAACAUUUAUUGAGAGGAAGGUAUAAAUAACACAGCGUUUUCAAGAGAAGCCACAGAUGGACAACAUUGAAGAAGAUUACGGUGUUUGAAAACUUGUUAGCCUAAGUGUUUUUCAAAGUUCAUUUUUGUUGUUUCCUUUGAUGUAAUGCAAUGCGUUGGGCGAGAUAUUUGUAGCUGUGUAAUUAGCAAUAUUAAUCUAAUGAACUAGACAGCCCUGACGCAGCUCCUUUAAGCCAACUCGUGACUUGCUCGUAUAAAGACACGUUAUGACUUAUGAAUCAUGAAAUCAAAACAAUACAAACUCUUCAACUCCUUCUCCUGAAAAUUAGUUCUAAUGUGGCUACUUGGAUUAUAUAUCCGUCCAAGGCCUUCCUAACUACCGUGCAGAAAUUCAAGAGUUUAAAUAAGACUGACUUAUGGAUGGACUCAGAGACAGAUAGACGGACUAUAGGAUAGACAGAAAAAUAGUCCAUGACAGUCAGACUUACAAUCAGGUAGUCAGGGCAGUACAGAUUCAUCAUUCACUUAGACCGCUUUCUGCCGUGGCAAAGUUUCUUAAAUGACAUUUUUGUCAAGCGCCUUUACGGCUGAGCUACUGAGCAAGUUGUUUUCAUUUUUUCUGUUUUUAGAUACUGCAACAUUUUCCCAAGUGUGGAAGUUAAGGUAAUUGAACACUGUUUUAUAUUCUUCCUUUCUGAUUUCGUUGUUUCAACCGUCAAGUUUCUCUCAAAAUGAAGUUCGUUAGAGUUUCGUUGUUUAUUUUACGGAUGAGUGAUGAAUAGAUGAAGAUGAAUCUUUCACCUGGAUCACUUUAGGGAGUUGUGAAGCAUCUUCAUCUGCUGCCUCAUGAGUUGGAAGAUUAUGAAGAGCAAGUGGAAAAAGUGUUACGAAGAUACGUUAAGCGAUUGCAGUGGCUCCUUAGUGGUAGUAGACGGAUUUUUGGAACGGUAGUCGAGAAAAAAGUACGUAUACAUGGGCAAUCUUUAAAUUGGGAAAAACGCAUAUAGCAUUGAGCUAAAACGAAUGCUCUUACCAAAGGCUGGACCCAUCAACUGCAAAUCCUCUGCAUUGACCAUCUUUACUUGAAGGCAAAUUUUACACAGUCUUUUACCUCAUUAUCAUGGAAUACAUAUAAAAUACGGUGUUUUUUGGGGGGGGGGGGGGGGGGUUGUUGGGGCGAAAAGCAAGUAAAACAACUCGAUUUAGUUAAUACAGGGAAAUGAGGGUAAAGCUGCACCGUCGUUUUGAGUCCAGCAACGAUUUCUUCUUUUAACCGUACUAAGCAGUUGAGAUUUUUCCUCAGAACCUUUUUUUUAGAAUCACGCCGAGCAAACUCAGGAUCUUUAACUAAUCUCGCAGUACACUGGUUUUUCAGGUAGCGAUAUUAAUAGACACGUCAGGCUCAAUGGUCAGCAGUAUGGAUGAACUAAAACGGGAACUGGCCGCGUUAGUCUGGGAUCAAAUCAGGCACCAUGCUACAAAGUGAGCACACUGCAUUUACUGCAAAGGUUAUUUGAGUAAUAAAUAGCUAUAAGACUGACUCCUCCUGGAAACAUUAUUUAACAAAAUUGUUUUAACCAUCUUUAGGUUCAAUCUUAUCCGGUUUUCGUCUGAAGUGGUGCCAUGGAAACCAAAUAUGACCUUGGCGUCAGAUGACAGCUGUCAAGAUUCAGUUGAAUGGGUUUCUGAUUUUGAUGCCAACGGAAGCACGUGCACAUUAAAUGCUCUUCAGGUAUAUCAUUAUUCAUUUUAGGAAUCCCCUUCAACACCUGUAACCACAGAUUACUUCAGGAUCUUGCUCAUAACUAUUGAUGCAUUCCUCUCGUGAAUUUUGUAGGCACGUAUACUUUUUCUUGGUGAUCCUUACUGCCAACUGUCUAAGGCUCGCUUUUUUCUUGAAUUGUAAAGAGUUGUACAGAUAUUACAAGGGCGCUGACAUUUAUCUGGUGGUUGCUAGUGUAAGCCAUAUGCUGACUUUAAGAUCGGGUGUGAUGCUUUCUGAAAAAGUGUCAUUCCUGUCUGUUCUUUCGCAAGUGAUAGUAAAUUUAAAGAGCCUGAAUUCAGGUUUCCUUUUCUACUGCAAGGAUGACUCAUUUUUUGUGUUUGUUUUGUCUCUUUUUCAGGUGGCAUUUGAAGAUCCAGAGGUACAAGGGAUAUAUCUCCUCACUGACGGCAAACCGGUUAGUUUGCAUUUUAUGCCCUGUCCUCAGCUAAAAUGUUUCGCUGAGAAAAGUAACUGGGAAAUUAACUGUUGAUUGUUUAUGUAGCUGUGUAGUUGUCAAUGUCUGUUAAGCUACAGUAAAACGGUCAACAAAAAAAGUGCAACUUGUUUUGCAACAUUGUUGCAAAACCAGUUGAAUAGCGAUGUGGCGCGUUUUACCACCGACGCUCGAACCAGUCAUAAGGUUGCAAGGUGGUGAAACGUGCAACAUCACUAUUCAACUCGUUUUGCUUCAAUGUUGCAAAACCAGUUGCACGUUUUUUGUUGCCCGUUUACUGUAACUUAAUCCUCCUCUGCAACCUUUCUAUACUGGCAUUUGGCAUUUCUGAGCAACGUCCGUAAAUUUUUCACUUGUUAGCUUGUAGGUUUUGUUUUCCCAUUGCAGACCAUGUGAUUUUUGUGUGGGGAAUUGUCCCCUAUGCAAGUGCAUUCACUUGCGUAUGCGUGCAUAGUUAAUGAAGAGACAAAAGACAAAUUCCCUUGAGAGCAAGGUCUUUUUGACAUUUUGUUAUUCGUACGAUAAAGCGCCUAAUUUAUACCGAAUUGCAACACUUAUUGAUCAUUGUUAUUUUUUCUGGUAAAGGAUAACAGUACAACGAUGGUGUUACGAGAGGUGGCCAAGUUAAACUCGGGAAGAAAUGUUCGUGUACACUGUAUUUCCUUCAACUGCGAUGACAGGUAGGAGCUCAUUUAUGAGACACAGUAAAAACCCACCCUACCCCUCUUAAGUUAGCCUAAACAGGUUCUUACAUAAUUAGUGUUUAGCACAAAUGUAGGCUAUUUAGGUUCUUAAAUAGGUUCUUAUUUUCUGUAGAAAAAGUACAUUGUAGCUAAGAGUAUUUAGUGGUAUUCAGCUCAUUCCCUAGGUAAAACCUGUACACCAUUACAAGACUUUACAAGUGCAGUUGAAGUAAUAAGGAUCUUUGAAUGUUGACUGACCUUAUUUGGCCAAGUGUACGGUAGAUUUUAGAAAAUAGUAAAUUUUAACCUAGGUGAAUACGUGAGAAAGAUGUUUUAGUUCAGUGCCUUUUUACUGUUUCGUAAAAUCUGUCGUUUGGUUGUUGCAGCAUUAGACAUCGACCACGCCGUUUCUCAUUGUCUUGUCCUUCUUUUUUACUCUUAGUGUAGCAAACAAGUUUCUUCAACUUCUGGCUUCUCAGACUGGCGGGAGGUAGGAUUCGGUUAUUCUUUUCUCUUUCUGUCUCCAUGUUCAAAAGAGAAACCCCGGUUCUUCUAUGUGAUCGUGGGCGCGAUCCUUUCAACCAAAAUUUCCGGAAAUUUCGGUCCAAACCUCAAUGGAUCGGUUCGGUCCAACCGGAAAAGUUUCGAAAAACGGGUCCACCUUUUGAGGUGGACCACUUUUCCCGGUCGGACCGGUUGGAAUUUUGGUUGAAUGGAUCGCGCCCCGUGUUCUCUAGGAGAGAGCCAGUCUGACAAGUUUUUUUCUGUUUCACAGGUAUCAUCGUUGCCAAGGCGAUCCGGAUGGCCACAUGUUUACUCACAGACUUCUUACGGAAGGCUUCCGUGAAGACGAAGUAAGCCCAGAAGAAACAUAAAUAUACCAAAAAAAGCAUUAAGUAACACCAGGAAAGGACACUAUCUUCUACCCGUUAAUACGAAAACAAAAAUGGUAUCCUGCCAAUAGCCCAUACUUAAUUUAUUAAAUUUUUCACUCGAUUGUUAAAGGAUGCGUUCGUUUUUUUAUUAUUUUUUUAGCCGCUUAGUAUGCCCGUAUUCGAGGGAGAUGACCUGCGUAGAUUAGCCAGUGAAAUUGCCUUGUGCAGGAAGUUCCUUCUUCAGUCGAGAUCCUACAGGUAAUCAUCGCCUUUCUUCAUUGAUGUGUGAAGUUAAUGUACUGAUUAAUACAAGUUAUAAAACACGAGACUAAGUCUUUCAAACAAGUUAAAACACUGGUAAAAAAGUUGAAAAUAUCACGUGCCGCGGAAUAUUGUAGGAACUUCAAGGUUAUGUUGAUAUCGUGACUGAAUGCUAUGUCGAAUGUUUCUAUAUUAGCUCUUAAACAAGACAAUGGUAGAACGAGAGAUAAAGGAUGCAAAAUGAGGAGUUCUUCAUCUGUUUUCUCAACACCAAUUAAAGAUCAAUUUCCUUUGUAUUUUCUUUAUGAAUUAUUGAGAAUUUCGUUUUUGUUCAGUCAGAAAGUAUACAGUCAACUCUUUCUAAGACGGAAACCAUUAUGUUCGUCUUUAAGAUGUUUCUGCCUUAAAUACAGUCCAUGAAAAGGCUGAAGAGCGGUAGAAAACAGCUCUAGGCGCAGAGAGUUGACUAGAUUUUAAAUUCCAGGAAAAUGCUAAUUUAGUACCGAAAGCUAGUCCGUAAAUUACAUUUAACCAAAAGAGGGCCUCUUCUUCAGGGAAACUAGUGGUGCUUCGUCGAUGGUGGAGGGAGACUCGAAAUUUGCUUUCUAAUUACAACCACUAAAUUUUGAACCAAAAAGUUGCGUGAUGCAUAAUUUCUUGAUUCGUUGUGACUUACCGUACCCAGUUAAGACAUAAGUAGUAUAGAGGGUGUGUUUUCCAUAGCAUGAGAUAACCGCCUACAUUUCGCGAAGCAACCACUGGUCUCCACUUGGAAACAACGUCUACCCAGAUCUGGGUAGUGCUUCUGAUUGGUUGAACCAAAUUUUCCUCGCGGCAGGACCAAUCAGAAGCCUAUCCGGAUCUGGGUAGUGACGUGUCAUCAGUAUGGAAUUCCUGCAGUCGUUCCGCUGACGCCAUUUCACGGAGAAGCCAGUGGUGGCGUCGCAAAAUGUGGGCUAUUUUUUCAGGCUAUGUUCUCCACUCCCUUUUUGAAAAGAACUCUCAUUAACAGUUUGGCACUGCGCGAUGUUGUCGUGUUCCAUUUUUAAGAAACGAGAUCUGAAAGAUACGCCCUAUACCACUACCGCCAGAUUCAAAACUUUUAAAGGACCAAUUUUAAAAUACUGUUGUCGGAAAACAGCGGAUUUCAAACUUAUUUAUCAGUUCCCAUUUUAGUUAAUACCUUUGUUGUUGAAACGCAAUAGAACAUUCUUGAGUUCGAUUCUUCUUGUGUAGAUAUGAAUGUUUUUCAUACUUCUUCCUUUUAAUCGCCUUGAGUUACCGUAAUAAUUGUGUGACAAUUUGUCAGACUGCAAUUGAGUUUUCUUAUCUUAUUGUGUCUUUCUCACAGGGCGUUGUUUCCUGAUAACACUAAGAAAGAAAAAGCUGCAAAGUUAAAUGGUCAGUAAAAAUUGCUCCAGCAAUGCUCAGUUUUAAGUACGUUCUCGCUUGGGUGUAGUUCAGGUUCUUGGUAGUAUUCUAUUUUGAUUCCUUGUUAUCUUUGCAGGUCUUACCCCACCUCAAGCAAAGCAUUCCCGAUCACCAGUAGAAGUCGUCGCAAGAUAGUCGCACUGUUUUGUUUAUAGUGAAAUAUGUAAUUAUUAUAGGUAGAAAAAUUAUUUAAAAAUACAUGGCGAAACAAAAGACCCUUUCUUUGGGCGAUAUUUGUGAAAGAUACAUAGUAGAAAAGCGGCGUUUUCUCCCCGUCACAGUAACCCCUUCGCCUUCCCUACCCGUUAUAUCCUGUACCUCUUAACAGUCAGGUGAAGACUUCAAGUCUUGCUUUUAAGAGUUACAGGGUGUAGUCGUUUUCAUAGUCGCCUACAGUAAAAUGCAGGAAACGUUUUUUAGCGGAAGUUCUUUCGAUGAAUAGUGUAUUAGCAAAUUGCUUUAAAUUGUGAUUGUACAUAAACGCAGCCAUUCCAUCUUAACUUGCAACGCUAUAAAUAAUGCCUUCAAUAAGCAGCCAUAAUUACGAACACGACAGCUUAGGAACGCUACGAAAGAAUGGCCUGUACGUGUAACCUGGUUUAGUCGCUUCGAGCGCAAAAGAGGCGUCUAUGUAACCAACUAUUUAUGUACAUUUUGUGAAAAGUGUUAAAAUUACGGUAUUUUUUUUCAUUUUUUGAGAGUUCAACGUGGACAGCGGGUAUUCUUUUUUACCUGUAAACGACCUUUUAGAUGCUAUUCGAACGAGAGUCACUAUUUUUAGCAGAAUUUCUGUGAUAGGCUUCACUCAGUGUCCACGAACGGUGCCCCAGUACGAAACUUGCUGGGCCGCGCGCACAAAUGUGAGCACACCCGUUUUCAAGCGUUCUGGCGUGGUGACCGUGUAAAAGUACAAUGUCGGACGUGUCGCGACAUUCUGGGCGAUGGUCUGGGCUUUGUACUCAGGCGUUGAAGUAAGCGUCAUUUUCCUAUCUGCAUUCUUUUCCCAUUUGUUACGACGUCCUUUGAGAGAAUUCCACUGCUUUGCAUACCCAUAACCCACUGCUGCACUUACGUUUCAAAGUGAGUGAAUUGGAGCAAAUGUGUACACAGCGACAUAUGAAGACCCAUUUGCAGGGAUCCCCUAACAGCGGACAACUGUGAGCACGAGAAAAUCCUUGGAAACACAAGGAACGGUUGCAGAAAACUUUUGAUUAAUCUUGGUCGCAUUUCGCAACCGGACCAAAGUACCCAAGGGCUGACAUAGUUGUUUAGACGCUUUAGACAAUGCUAGUGAGCCAUGUUGAUUUGAUUCAGUGUAAUUUACAUAUACUGUGCGUACAAUCUAGACUCAGUACGAGUAGCAUCCACAUGCGGGCAUAAUCUAAUACCCACAGCAAAUUAUAUGAACGGUAGUACGAGGAAUAAAAAUAUAAAAGAUGAUGAUAUAGCUGGUCAAGAGUGAUUUUUUAACCUGUACAAUAUUUUGUGGCAUUUUU
Porites lobata is the source of this 31032-nucleotide messenger RNA. Lineage: Eukaryota; Metazoa; Cnidaria; Anthozoa; Scleractinia; Poritidae. The record is from the annotation of a GenBank genome assembly.